Molecule: messenger RNA, 2003 nt
Organism: Prorocentrum cordatum
Lineage: Eukaryota; Dinophyceae; Prorocentrales; Prorocentraceae
Source: the annotation of a GenBank genome assembly
CAGGACUGGGGAUUGGUGGAAAGCAGCGCCGAACUGGUUUGGAGCAUGCGCUGUGUAGGCUCAGAGCAACUCGGUUCAGCUCCGAGAUGCUACGCCGCUUGAUUGAACCGCGCAUCGCAUGCAUUCUUCGUUUCGCAUUCAUGGUGUCUCAAGCAUUAUCAACUAAAUUCUGACUUUCCAGAACACUAGCUCCCCGUAUACCGGAAAGUCUGUCCAGUCCAGUUGCGAUGGAGCUUGUGAAUAUGAUCCCACAUCGGCUGAGCUACGGCCCCGUUGGGUCUGCUGCCAGGGAUCAGGCUCGUCUGGCGCUCGGCGACAUCACCGCGCCCGAGUUCAGGAGAGGGCGCUACGAGGUCUGCCACUAUCACCUCAGAAGCCUCGGCGGCUGCGUAGGCCCGCUGGCCAUCGACCAGACGUUGUGGUUCGGCCACGAGCUCCAGGCCCGGCUCAAGGACGGCGGGGCGCACGUCGCGGUCGAGUACGAGCCCGGGGGGCGCCGGAACCUCGCCGUGCUCGUCGGCGCCUACCUCGUCCUCGGCCUCGGCUGGUCCGCGGCAGAGGUGCGCCGCGCCCUCCCCGAGGACGCGGGGCUGACCUUCCCGUGCUCCUGGAUCGACCCCGUGGACCUGGCGUCCAGGCGCGGGGCGCCCCGCAUGACGGUCCAGGACUGCUGGGAGGGCGUGCAGAUGGCCCGGGACAUGGGAUGGCUGCGCAGCGAGAUGGUCGAGGAUGGCGUCGUGGCUUCCCUCGCGGCCAGCAAGUUCUGGAAGACGAGCUGCGAGUACGACGGGGCAUGGCUGGUGCCGGGCGCAGUCUUUGUCAUGGCGGAUCCGAUGACGACCAUCCAGGACCCGAACCCGGCAACGUGUGCCGCCUUCUGCAGAGAGCGGGGAGCCGACCGUGUCCCAGAGGCAGAUUCCCUGGACAAGUUCCGGAUGCUCUCCCAGGACAGCUCGCUCUCGCCCCAGCGCUCUCCCUCCUGUCCAGGCGAGGCCCUCGUCGGGGAGAGUGCCGAUGGCCUGCCCGAGGUGUGCCUCAGCGCCGCCGCGGUGGAGCGGGACUGCCACGAGCUCGAGGACGGCCUGCUGUCUCUCGCGUCGGUGCACACCGUGUGCAAGGCCUACGGCUCCGGGCUUGCGCGGGCCAAGGGCUGCGACCUCUGGCCGGACGCGAGGCCGUAUGUGGACUUCCUGCUGGAGGAGGGCAUCAGGACGGUGGUGCGCCUGAACAGCCCGGACGAGCCCGGACUGGCGGAGAUCGGAGGGAGCUACGACGCGGGGUUGUUGGCCGAGUUCGGGAUCGGGCACGCGGACAUCCCCGUCAGUGACUCCAAGGACACCGGAAGGGGGGGCGUCCCCCCCCGUGGAGCCAUCAGGCGCUUCCUCAGUCUGACCAGGCACGUGGGUCUCGAGGACGGCGCUGCCAUGAUCGUCCACUGCAAGGGCGGCUUCGGCAGGAGCGUGUUCCUGGCGUGCCUCCAAGUCAUCUACAGGUACGACGUGCCCGGCUGUGGACUUCUCGGAUGGGCGCGAAUGGCCCGCCCAGGAGCCAUCACGACCCCAGAGCAGGAGGCCGUGUUGCGCUCCCUGUCUGGUCGUGGAGAUCUUUGCAGAAGGUACGACGUCCCCAUCGGGGGCCUGGAGGGUACGUCCGCGGCGCAGGGCUGCUGCACGGUGACCUGAGCCGGCGCGGAAAGAUGAUUUCAGUUGUUUUCGGGCUGGGAUGCGUUUCAGGAAGCGCAUGAAUUUGAGAGCAGUGUGGUUCAGCAGGGCACGCCUUACAUUGUUGUCGGCUCCGAGCCGCCAAGUUUUUGAAGCUGUUUAGGGUUCCAUGAAAUUCAUGACCGCCAGCUGAUGUUAUGAAACAUAUUUUCCACAGCCAGCGAGAGGAUCUCCAGUAGAUAUGUGGCCUUAGAGGCUACGCGAGAUCCCAGCCAGCAUUCGAGUGAAAGCGGCACCUCUCGUUCUAUACCAGCGCAAUACAAGCCCAGGGGCCCAGAGGCG